Molecule: messenger RNA, 4139 nt
Organism: Calliphora vicina (urban bluebottle blowfly)
Lineage: Eukaryota; Metazoa; Arthropoda; Insecta; Diptera; Calliphoridae
Gene: Ube4A
Product: Ubiquitination factor E4A
Exons: 4
Coding region: 96-3149 (1017 amino acids)
Biological process (GO): protein polyubiquitination
Cellular component (GO): nucleus; ubiquitin ligase complex; cytoplasm
Molecular function (GO): ubiquitin-ubiquitin ligase activity
Source: RefSeq, a predicted model, not a curated record
AAAUAAUUAAAACGAAAGAACUUGCAUUUUUCUGCUGCAAUUUAUCUUGAAAUCAUUAUAAAAAAUAAAGCGUUCAUAUUCCUAUUGUACUUAUAAUGGCGAAUAGCGAUAAUCCAUUUGCUGCCCUUUUGGGUGAAGUAAAAUCUGGUAUAGACAAAAAUCUGAUUGAGGAGAUAUUCUUGUUUACAUUGAAAAAAGAUCAAUCAUCCUCCUCGUCGUCGAAAAACAGAGCCAUUUUAUGUUUGGCUGAUGUUAUCGUAUCUGAUGUCGGUCUAGGCACCGAAAUGGGUGAGGAACUUUUGGGACACGCUAUAUUUGAGCGUUUGAUGCUGACGGACACAAAGGACUAUUUAGUGAAUGGACAACAUGCAAAAGAUGCUCUGGAAAUUGAUACUAUAUUAUAUCUACAUCGUGCAUUUAUUAUUUGCGAACAAGCUAAACAAAGGUUCCCGGAGCGUAGGAAUGAUUGUGAAAAAAUUAAUUCAUUAAUUAUAACAAAUGCUAGUACAUGCAUGCGUCAGCCAGAUUUGUAUCCUGGCCGUACUAUUUGGGAGCAGUGGCGACAAUUGAUGGAAAUGUCUGAAGUUAAUGAUUCUACAGACAUCAUGGAUUUUUUAGUUCAAUGUGUACAAAAAAUAUAUUCGGAUGAUGAACCACUCGAAGCACUGGGAGCAUUAAAAGCUAAUUUUUACCCUUUAUUAAGUAAAAUUCAGACAGAUAUUAGUCAAGCCAAUUUGAUAACAUUAAAGAAGAGUGUAUUUUGGAUGUUAAGUUUCUUUGUACGCGAUAAACGUAUACCCCAAAUGGGUGAAGUAUUAAUUGACUACACCAUGCCCAAUCCUAAUACUAGUGGUGGUGCCUAUAUGGAUACACUUUUCGGUCACCUGUUUAGUUUAUCAAUACUGCCAAAAAACCAAAAUGGACCUUACGAGUUUUGUGGUGAUCUGAGUUUAGAAUCGAAAAGCACGGAUCCCGCAUUAUGGCAAUGCAUGUCUAGUCAUCAAAGUGCCAUAUUCACUAUUAUAAAACAGCUUUUGGUACAAAGCUCCACUACAAAGCAGAAAACUCUACAGUGGUUUUCGAAAUGUCUGCAUGCUAAUGUUGCCCGUGGUCAUCUUUGGAAUAAUUUAAAUGCUGGCCAUAAUAAUUUCGUUCAUCAAAAUGCUAGUGAUGCUUUUAUGAUCGGUCUUACAUCUGUUCUUUUGCGUUUGUGUGCACCACUUUGCGAGCCCUCUAUGAAGGUGUUAUUAGUUGAUCCAACCUAUUGUGCUGUACCUGACGAUGAACGUCAAGCAAAACAAGUUAAUAUGAUUAAGGCAUAUGAAGAGACAUGUUUACUGCCAACGGAAGAGAAUUCUAAGCGUGUUAGCGCAGAAAAAUUCAAUUUUGUAACCGAACUUUUUUUUCUGACACAUAAAGCUUAUGAGCUAAGUUAUCGCGCCGGCAUUGAACGUUUUACCAAAAUGACUCGAGAGCUUCAUAAUUUACGCACAGCUUAUCAAGAUGUCGCCACUUCCGAUCCCAAUAAUGAUAUGGCGAAGAAUUUGAUGCGCAUGUUAAAAGAACAAAUGCAACAAUAUCUAUGUUUGCGUAAUUGUCUAAUGGAACCAGAAAACGAUACGGCGAUUUUAAAAUUCUUUGAAGCUUCGGCUGUUUGGCUGACCGAAAUAGCUCUAAUUUCUUCAGGAGAAUACGAUAAACAAGUGAAGGAGAGUCAUGAUUUUGCACCUCAUUUGAAACAUAAUAGAGAAUUACCAAUAAAAAUUGAAUUUGUACCAGAUACAUUGCGUUGUGUACCAGAAAACAUUAUCGAUAACAUUGUGGCCUAUUUGAAUGUCAGUCGUCAUUUUCCCCCAGGUCAAUUCAUACAAAUGUAUCCUUCGUCACAUGAUGCUUUUUUUAAGAUGAUUGUUCUGUUUAUGGGCAGUUCAGAGUUGGUUAAAAAUCCCCAUUUGCGGGCCAAAUUGGCCGAAGCAUUAGAGUUCUUUUUACCAAAGCGUUCCACAAGUGGAACAUUCCUUUCACAUGUGUUUGACAAUCAUAACGAACGUUUAAAAGUUGUAUCCAGUUUGUUAAAUGUGUUCGUGUCAAUAGAAAUGACUGGUCAGUCCGUGCAGUUUGAACAAAAGUUCAACUAUAGACGACCAAUGUAUGCUAUUAUGGAAUAUCUAUGGAGUAAAGAAGAAUACAUCCAAUGUUUUCGAGAUUUAGCUGUAGAGGCUGAAGAGAAUAUGGAAGCCAUUGAACCGCCAUUGUUUUUACGUUUCAUAAAUUUAUUAAUAAAUGAUGCCAUAUUUUUAUUGGAUGAAUCACUUAACAAUUUGCAACAAAUUCGCCAAUUGCAAGAUGUCCAAAGCAGCGACGAAUGGAAUAGUUUACCACAAAAUGAACGUCAACAAAAUCUGUCAAAUCUACACCAUUUGGGCAUGUUGGCUCGUUUUGAUAAUAUUCUUGGACGCGAUACCAUAAAUGUGCUGAAACUGAUAACCACUGAAAUUAAGAGCAUUUUCUGCCAUAGCAGUAUGGUUGACCGUAUAACCGCCAUGCUAAACUAUUUUCUUUUAAAUUUGGUUGGUCCCAACAAGGAGAAAUUCAAAGUGAAAGAUAAAAAAGAAUUUGAGUUUGAUCCGGCGAAGACAGUGUUGGAAAUUUGUCAUAUUUACAUUAAUCUAAGUAGUAGCGAUAGUUUCUGUUUAGCAGUUUCUCAGGAUGGUCGCUCCUACAGUUCCAGAUUGUUUAUUUAUUCCGAAAAUAUUUUGAUACGCAUUGGUGGCGGUCAACUUAUUGGUGAAAUGGCUGAGUUUGCGUAUAAAGUACAAAGAAUGGAAAGGCAAUAUAAACAGGAGCAAGAAGUAAUGGCCGAUGCUCCAGAAGAAUACCUGGAUCCGAUCAUGUCUACGGUAAUGUUGGAUCCCGUCAUAUUACCCAGCUCCAAUGUAACAGUCGAUCGUUCGACUAUCGCUCGGCAUUUAUUAAGCGAUCAGACCGAUCCGUUCAAUCGUGUUCCCCUAACUAUGGAUAAAGUAAAGCCGAAUGAAGCUCUCAAAAAAGAAAUACAAACUUGGAUGGCCGAAAAACGUGCCAAUAUGACUACAGCAGCUUCAAAGGCUGCUGAAAAUAAAAAUGAUGCAACAGACGCCAACAGUUGAAAUCACUUUGUUAACAACAUUAAAAACACCUAACCAAAGACAACAUGAAUAUUUGUUUGUUUGCAUUGUUGGACACUCACAUCCCCCCUUACACCUGUUGUUGUGUUAAGUUUUGAUUGUUUUUGUUUUAUUUAAUUAUUAGAUUUUAUGUUAACUCACCUUUAUAAUUUCGGAAAUUUGCAAUAUUGUAUUUUAUUUGGUUUUGUUGUGUAAAUAGUGUAUAGUCCAUAUUCCAUUAUACAUAUCGAUGGUCAUAAGUUGACUCACCGUAACUAAAAUUUUCUCCAAGAUAAACAAUAAUUGUUACGUUACGAGGUGACAACCUAUGACCAUUUGUAUGUUGUGUAUGUAUUGAUUAGAUAAAAUAGAUUAACUAUAUUUAAGUUAUUUGUAAACAUAAUGAUCGCUUCUACAUAAAUAUGUAUGAGUAUGCGUGGGUGCGUUCGUAAAUGCAGUAAUAUUACAUCACUGCAGCAUAAUACAAGUUUAGAAAAAGCAUAUUUGUCAUCACUAUUUUACGUCAAACGUUUUAUUAUGCAAAAUUUUUGAAAAAGGUUUGCAGGUCAUUGCAUCAGUGAUGCAGGAAUUUACUGUAUUUAUGAACGCAACCUCUAUGUACAUGAAAAUUGGUCGGCCCUAUGCAAACAAAAUAAAUAUUACUUGACGAUUCCAAAAAUGUAAAAAUUAUUUUUUGCCUCUCUUUGGUGAUUCUUGAAGCAGACACAUCUGCCUCAAAUACCUCACUUCCUUCCCUUCUAACGUAAAUUUAUUUUUUAACAAAAUGAAAAACCAUUAAAUUUUAUGAAAGUUUUGCAUAAAAAGUAUUUUUUUUUUCAUAAACAAUGGUGUUAUAGUGAUUAAAAAUACUAAUGUAUGUACAUUAGGGCUAUAACCAAAUUUUUGCCGUAGCACCACGCGAUGGCGAAUGUUGUGUUAUGUAGGAAAAAUUUUAAAUAUUUUAUGAAUAAAGUAAAAUAGUAAAGUGAAAAA